This is a messenger RNA of Puccinia graminis f. sp. tritici CRL 75-36-700-3, 612 nucleotides long. RefSeq names its product methionine-R-sulfoxide reductase. The record is from RefSeq and is a predicted model, not a curated record. Bases 1 to 612 code for a protein of 203 amino acids. The transcript is spliced from 8 exons. NCBI's taxonomy places the organism in Eukaryota, Fungi, Basidiomycota, Pucciniomycetes, Pucciniales, Pucciniaceae. Gene Ontology annotation, molecular function: peptide-methionine (R)-S-oxide reductase activity. Gene Ontology annotation, biological process: protein repair; response to oxidative stress.
AUGAGCUUACUCAAGCCAACACAGCCCCUCCUCCGACUACUACUCAAUCGCCAGUGGACACCAACCAACCAAAGAAUCAGACUGCGACCUCAAACUCAAACCAGCCUAUCCCACCAACCUCAACAAUCCUUCUCCAGCCAUACACCACAAAAUCACCAAGAAAACAGAAUGACCGAAUCAUCAAACUUACCCAAGACUGAAGAAGAAUGGAGACUCAGAUUAGACCCUGAACAAUUCAGAAUAUUAAGGAAAAAAGGCACCGAAAUGGCGGGUACAGGCGAAUAUAAUAAACACCAACCCGAUCAUGGGAUAUAUGAGUGUGCUGGAUGUGCUGCUCCACUCUAUCGGUAUGACCACAAGUUUAACAGCGGAUGUGGUUGGCCUGCUUUCUUUGAUGCUUUUCCAGGGGCAGUGAGUCGCCACGAAGACAGAAGUUUUGGUAGAGUCCGAACCGAAAUCACUUGCACCAAUUGUGGUGGUCAUUUGGGUCACGUCUUCAAGGGCGAAGGGUACGGCCAUCCAACUGAUGAAAGACAUUGUGUGAACUCGAUUAGUAUUAAAUUCAACGAAUCGACGCCUGCGGCAGAAGACAAGUUAAACCCGAAAUAUUAA